UCAUUAUACGAGCAACAAGAUCAUAUCCUGAAUGGUCACUUUGAACUCUUAACAAACAAUAGCCAGAGUUUGAAAAAGCAAAUCAAGAAUCAUCAAAUUCUGCUCAUGGCUACUACCACUAGCUACACCUCAUUCUGUUCUUUGCUUAAGCUCAAUCAAACGAAGCAAAACCCAUCUUCUUCUUCUUCUUUGCUUAAGGUUAAUCAAGUCAGGAAUCAGCUAUGUUUUAGCAUUUCAACAAGUAGCCACCAUUUAGGAAGAGCUUCAAUCUUGGUGGUUAAAGCUUCAGAAACAGAGGCAGCUAAAGCAAAGGGGGGAAAAGAAGGGGAAGAAGAAGAAGUGAAGUAUGAAGAGUAUGAAGUAGAGAUUCUGCAGCCUUAUGGACUGAAAUUUACCAAAGGCAGAGAUGGGGGUACUUACAUUGAUGCCAUUGCUCCUGGAGGUUCUGCUGAUAAGACUGGCAAAUUCACUGUUGGAGAUAAAGUCCUUGCCACCAGUGCAGUGUUUGGAGAAGAAAUAUGGCCUGCUGCUGAAUAUGGAAGAACAAUGUACACUAUCAGACAGAGAAUUGGACCCUUGCUCAUGAAGAUGCAAAAGAGAUAUGGGAAGGUGGAAGAAGCAGGUGAAUUGACAGAAAAGGAAAUUAUCAGAGCAGAGAGGAAUGCUGGUUUCAUUAGUGAUAGAGUUAGGGAAAUUCAAUUGACAAAUGCUCGGAGGAAGAAAGAACAAAAAGAGCAAAGAGAAAGGGAUCUUCGUGAAGGACUCCAACUUUCUAAGAAUGCCAAAUACGAAGAAGCACUAGAAAAGUUUGAGUCUGUGUUAGGAUCAAGACCAACUGGAAAUGAAGCUGCUGUGGCAAGUUACAAUGUUGCCUGUUGUUAUUCCAAGCUUAAUCAGCUUCAAGCCGGCUUAUCUGCCUUGAAGGAUGCAAUGGAAGCAGGAUUUGAAGAUUUUAAGAGAAUCAGGACAGACCCCGAUCUUGCCAAUCUAAGGACGUCUGAGGAUUUUGAGACUCUCAUGAAAAAGUAUGAUGAAUCGUUCAUCAAUGAAAAUGCCAUCAAUGCGAUUAAGUCCCUGUUUGGCUUCAACAAGAAAUAGAGGCAGCAGCACAUGCGUAAACUGAAUUGCCAAUAGCCCAACAUUCCCGUUGCUGGUAUCUUACUUUGACAUCCAUGCAGUAAGAUAUGGAUCUGCAGCAAACUAUGCUCCCUUUUUUGGAUUUUGUUUAUAGCUUGAGUUAGAGAUAUCAAAAUACUUUCUGAUCAUUAAUUUUUUAUUUUAAUUGUAUUACGCUAUGGUCAAUCCCCUGUAAUUAUAAGGGGGGUAUUCUGAAUAUGAAAAGUUUUCCAAUCUGAAACCUA
Molecule: messenger RNA, 1361 nt
Organism: Lycium barbarum (goji berry)
Lineage: Eukaryota; Viridiplantae; Streptophyta; Magnoliopsida; Solanales; Solanaceae
Product: protein MET1, chloroplastic
Exons: 7
Coding region: 106-1098 (330 amino acids)
Molecular function (GO): protein binding
Source: RefSeq, a predicted model, not a curated record